AUGCAAGCGAAGAUAUCAGACUAUCUCACGAAGAAACUACCGGAAAAACAAGUGCAGGUAUCGGCACCGCUCCUCAUGAGAUAUCCGGUGAAGGGCGGCAUGCGACAGUUGGUGGCUGAUGAUAUAGAGGGCAAGCAAGUGAUGUCGGUGAAAACAACUCUGCGCGAGUUCUGCCGGAGUUUCCCUGACACGUACUUGCUGGCACCGCCGCACGUGCCCGCCCCCUCCGUCACUCCGGCGUACUGCAAACGGCUGUUGAAUUCGGUGGAGGACGGUAUCCCAUUCAUCGGAGCCUUUGAGGUGUUUGAGAUUCGGGACAUGCGCGAUCGAAACAACACGUCCACAAAGCACUACAUUAUUGAUGGUAAGGGGUUUAGGGUUUUAGAGGCACUACAUGAUUGA
This is a messenger RNA of Sphaeroforma arctica JP610, 402 nucleotides long. RefSeq lists its product as hypothetical. The transcript has 2 exons. The record is from RefSeq and is a predicted model, not a curated record. The coding region runs from base 1 to 402 and encodes 133 amino acids. NCBI's taxonomy places the organism in Eukaryota, Ichthyosporea, Ichthyophonida.